AUGAAUUUUGUAGAUUCAAAAUCAAAGUUUGUUUUUUUUCACAAUAGAUAUCCUAAAGCAAAUGAUUACUUUUUAAUUACACAAACUUUGCUCAAAGCAUUAAAUAUUUCAACAACAGAUGCAAAUGCAGCUAAUGAAUGGCGAGGAGCAGUAAAACAAAAGUUCAAAAAUGAACGUCGACUUUUACAAAACACAUCUGCAGUAGUCCAGAAAAAAAAAGAAAAAUUUGGAAAAGGUUCUGGACGCUUUGCAAAAAAAAGUGAAGCACUAUCUGCUGAACGAAAAUCUGAUAAAAUGAUUUAUGUUAGUACUGUUAUGGAUGAAAGUGAUGUUGAACAAUUAAUCAUAACAAUGAACGAAGGUAUUGAAAAUGAAAUAAUACAUAACGACGAAUUAAUUACAUUAUGGAAGAAAACGUUUGGUUAUCGUCGGUCAUUCAUUCGUUCACACACGAUUAAUGAAAUACUAGAUAAAUUUCCUGGUUAUUCAUAUACACAUUUCAUAUUUGAAGAAGUCAAAAUGAUCGAAAACAUUGAUAUUGAACAGAAUGUAAAUGAAAUAUUACCACGUUUAUUCGAUAAAUUACCGAAUAAUUCAUUAUUUGUUAUGGAUUUGUUACCAAUUCGUGUAAUAAAAUUAUUAUGUAAACAAUUUAAUCAAUCCAUCAGUCAUAUAUUAGUUGAUAAUGAGCCAAUUGUUCCAUCACCCUGUAUUAAAGUUAUAAAUGAAAAAUUUCAAUUAUAUCUCGAUUGGAAAUUAAUUAUAAGAACAACAAGUCCUACAACAGCAUUAGCAUUAUUAUUAUCGUUAUAUAAUGUAUUUGCAAUUAAGUUUGCUAAAAACAAUCAUACUUCUCAUUUACUAUAUGGUGUAUUUUUUCAAAAUGGAGAUGAACUUGGUAAAAAUCUACGAAUUAUAUUAAAUUCAUGGUAUUUCACAUUCGAAGAUCGAAUAAAACAUUCUCAAAUUCAAGCAACAAACGUUAUCGAUUCUGUCAAUAUGCCAUCCACAUCGAAUUUACAGAUUCAUUCUACAUCAGCAACAACGACAGAAAUUAUUCAAUCAUCUAUAAUAUUAAACAAUAAAGAAAAUCAAUCACCUACAUCACCACAAUCAAUUCCAUUAAUACUAGACGAACAAGAAGAACAACAACCGUCUGAUAAUCCAUUAAUGCAAGAGCAUGAACCUGAACAAAUGGAUAUUGCUAUUGAGACACCAUCAAUCUCGUCCAUAUCUUCAAGAAUCAAAGCAAAAUCUAACACAAAAACAAAAUCUCGUACUUCUCCGAAUUCUCAAAAUGCAGCAUUGAGAGAUGCGACAAACAAAGAAGAAACAUCAACUGCAUUAGCCAAGAACAAAAAAAGAAAACUGCCACCAUCACCACAACAACAACAACGAAAACAAUCAUCACGUUUAAUAGCUAAAAGAAGUCGACAAGACGAUUCUUCUUUUUAA
Messenger RNA from Adineta steineri, 1455 nucleotides. The record is from the annotation of a GenBank genome assembly. Lineage: Eukaryota; Metazoa; Rotifera; Eurotatoria; Adinetida; Adinetidae.